AUGUCCAAGUCAUUCCAGCAGUCAUCUCUCGGUAGGGACACGCAGGGUCAUGGGCGUGACCUGUCUGCAGCAGGAAUAGGCCUUCUUGCUGCUGCUACCCAGUCUUUAAGUAUGCCAGCAUCUCUUGGAAGGAUGAACCAGGGUACUGCACGCCUUGCUAGUUUAAUGAAUCUUGGAAUGAGUUCUUCAUUGAAUCAACAAGGAGCUCAUAGUGCACUGUCUUCUGCUAGUACUUCUUCCCAUAAUUUGCAAUCUAUAUUUAACAUUGGAAGUAGAGGUCCACUCCCUUUGUCUUCUCAACACCGUGGAGAUGCAGACCAGGCCAUUAACAUUUUGGCCAGCUUUGGUCUGUCUGCUAGAGACUUAGAUGAACUGAGCCGUUAUCCAGAGGACAAGAUAACUCCUGAGAAUUUGCCCCAAAUCCUUCUACAACUUAAAAGGAGGAGAACUGAAGAAGGCCCUACAUUGAGUUAUGGUAGAGAUGGCAGAUCUGCUACACGGGAGCCACCAUACAGAGUACCUAGGGAUGAUUGGGAAGAAAAAAGGCACUUUAGAAGAGAUAGUUUUGAUGAUCGUGGGCCUAGUCUCAACCCAGUGCUUGAUUAUGACCAUGGAAGUCGUUCUCAAGAAUCUGGUUAUUAUGACAGAAUGGAUUAUGAAGAUGACAGAUUAAGAGAUGGAGAAAGGUGUAGGGAUGAUUCCUUUUUUGGUGAGACCUCGCAUAACUAUCAUAAAUUUGACAGUGAUUAUGAGAGAAUGGGACGUGGUCCUGGCCCCUUACAAGAGAGAUCUCUCUUUGAGAAAAAGAGGGGCGCUCCUCCAAGUAGCAAUAUUGAAGACUUCCAUGGACUCUUACCGAAGGGUUAUCCCCAUCUGUGCUCUAUAUGUGAUUUGCCAGUUCAUUCUAAUAAGGAGUGGAGUCAACAUAUCAAUGGAGCAAGUCACAGUCGUCGAUGCCAGCUGCUGCUUGAAAUCUACCCAGAAUGGAACCCUGACAAUGAUACAGGACACACAAUGGGUGAUCCAUUCAUGUUGCAACAAUCUACAAACCCAGCGCCAGGAAUUUUGGGGCCUCCACCUCCCUCGUUUCAUUUGGGGGGACCAGCAGUUGGACCAAGAGGAAGUCUGGGUGCUGGAAAUGGGAACCUGCAAGGACCAAGACACAUGCAAAAAGGCAGAGUGGAAACUAGCCGAGUUGUUCACAUCAUGGAUUUCCAGCGAGGGAAAAACUUGAGAUAUCAAUUAUUACAGCUGGUGGAACCAUUUGGAGUCAUUUCAAAUCAUCUGAUUUUAAACAAAAUUAAUGAGGCAUUUAUUGAAAUGGCAACCACAGAAGAUGCUCAGGCUGCAGUGGAUUAUUAUACAACCACACCAGCAUUAGUAUUUGGCAAGCCAGUGAGAGUCCAUUUAUCCCAGAAGUAUAAAAGAAUAAAGAAACCAGAAGGGAAACCAGACCAGAAGUUUGAUCAGAAGCAGGAGCUUGGACGUGUGAUACAUCUCAGCAACUUACCUCAUUCUGGCUAUUCUGACAGUGCUGUACUUAAGCUUGCUGAACCUUAUGGGAAAAUAAAGAAUUAUAUACUGAUGAGGAUGAAAAGUCAGGCCUUUAUUGAGAUGGAGACCAGAGAAGAUGCUAUGGCAAUGGUUGACCACUGUUUGAAAAAGGCCCUUUGGUUUCAGGGGAGAUGUGUGAAAGUUGACCUGUCUGAAAAAUACAAAAAAUUGGUACUAAGGAUUCCUAACAGAGGCAUUGACUUACUGAAAAAAGAUAAAUCCCGAAAAAGAUCUUAUUCUCCGGAUGGCAAAGAAUCUCCAACCGAUAAGAAAUCCAAAACUGAUGGUUCCCAGAAGACUGAAGGUACAACUGAAGGUAAAGAACAAGAAGAAAAGACAGGUGAAGAUGGUGAGAAAGAUACAAAAGAUGACCAGGCAGAACAAGAACCCAGCAUGCUUCUAGAAUCCGAAGAUGAAUUACUGGUAGAUGAAGAAGAAGCAGCAGCACUACUAGAAAGUGGCAGUUCAGUGGGAGAUGAGACAGAUCUUGCUAAUUUAGGUGAUGUGACUUCUGAUGGGAAAAAGGAACCUUCAGACAAAGCUGUGAAAAAAGAUGGAAAUGCGAGUGCUUCAGCUGCAAAAAAGAAGCUUAAAAAGGUGGACAAGAUCGAGGAACUUGAUCAAGAAAAUGAAGCAGCGUUGGAAAAUGGGAUUAAAAAUGAGGAAAAUACGGAACCAGGUGCUGAAUCUGCUGAGAACGCUGAUGAUCCCAACAAAGAUACAAAUGAGAAUGCAGAUGGCCAAAGUGAUGAAAACAAGGAGGACUAUACAAUCCCAGAUGAGUAUAGAAUUGGACCAUAUCAACCCAAUGUUCCUGUUGGUAUAGACUAUGUGAUACCUAAAACAGGGUUUUACUGUAAGCUGUGUUCACUCUUUUAUACAAAUGAAGAAGUUGCAAAGAAUACUCAUUGCAGCAGCCUUCCUCAUUAUCAGAAAUUAAAGAAAUUUCUGAAUAAAUUGGCAGAAGAACGCAGACAGAAAAAAGAAGCUUAA
Pipistrellus nathusii (Nathusius's pipistrelle) is the source of this 2547-nucleotide messenger RNA. The record is from the annotation of a GenBank genome assembly. NCBI's taxonomy places the organism in Eukaryota, Metazoa, Chordata, Mammalia, Chiroptera, Vespertilionidae.